Fusarium vanettenii 77-13-4 is the source of this 2447-nucleotide messenger RNA. RefSeq lists its product as uncharacterized. Gene Ontology annotation, biological process: protein ubiquitination. Bases 1 to 1956 code for a protein of 651 amino acids. Lineage: Eukaryota; Fungi; Ascomycota; Sordariomycetes; Hypocreales; Nectriaceae. The record is from RefSeq and is a predicted model, not a curated record. Gene Ontology annotation, cellular component: cytoplasm. Gene Ontology annotation, molecular function: ubiquitin protein ligase activity. The transcript has 4 exons.
AUGGAUCCCAUGGAUCCUAUGGACUUUAUAAUGCACAAUCCUCGGUCUUCUGGCCACUACGAUCCCGUACAUUCGGCUUCGAACCAUUGGAUGUCUCACUCACACAACUCACCUUCUUACCCAUGGCAGACGCAGAAUCCAAGCUUGCCUCAGAGCUAUCCUCACCACCCGUUGCAGCCUGCACCCGGCUCCGGCCCGGAUCCGUUCCAGCUCGGUCAUCAUCAUGGAGGCAUGUUGCCGCCAAUGCUGAGCCUGCCGCAUCCCCAUGCGUUUUCAGAAAACAUGCCGGGGGCCAUAUCUCCGCGACCCAGUGGACGACAUCAGACCUACCAUCGCAGUGCCAUGCCACCCCCCGUAGCGCCGGUCGCUUCCGGCACGGGUGCUCACAGCCGUGAUGGAGCUUUUGCAAACCAAAUUCCCGGCCGGCCAUUGAGUUUUCAGCCGCCUGCAGGUCUGGGUAUUCCGCCGCCAGGUGCAGGUGCAGCUCCGGAGCCCAAUUCACAGCAGCAACAGCAGCAGCGCCCACCAUUUCUCGCAUCAGAACCUCCAACAAACAACUUCGGCCAACACAACAACAACUCUCCUCACUUCGUGCCCGUACCCGUACCUGUGCCUCUCCCCCCUCACCCUUACAUGUCAACACCACCGCCGCGUCGGGGACACUUUUCGUCGGCUUCCACUUCUUCAAGGACUACCUUUCGUGACAUACCUUCUCCUACCAGGCCGUCCCCUCCUUCGUCUGGUUUCCGCAGAUCUCACAACACACGCCAUCGCAGACCAACAUCCACUCGCAUCAUGUCGUCGGAGCCUGGGCGGGAAGAUGAUGACGACGCUGCCCGACAUGUGUAUUUCGAGCAUGGAAUGUACAGCCCGGGCGGGUCAGACUCCUCUGCUGAGGCAAACGAAGAAUCAGUCCUCCGUCACAUGCAACUCAUGAGAGGUGCUGUUAGUACCAAGAUGGUGGCAUCCAAGUCGACGUUGCGAUCUCUCGAAAGUGUCAAGAUUGAAGAUAUCCCGGAGGGAGACCGAAGUUGUGUCAUUUGCUACGGCGAUUAUGGCGUUGAAAGUCCUGAGGGUGUUUCCGAGGUGCCGCUCCGUCUUCCAAAAUGCGGACAUAUCUUUGGAGACCACUGCAUCAAAAAGUGGCUUGAUCAGUCAGAUAGUUGCCCAUAUUGCCGUGACAAGCUGCAUGCAGAACCCAAACAGCACACCAGCGCUUCUACACGCGCCUUCAUGAGCCUGAUGAGGUCGCAGGGACUCCACGUUUCGUCAAGGGCAACCGCUAAUCCAGACGACAUCUUGGCCAGAGCGAUGGUCAUGUCUUAUGGAAUUCCGGGCAGAAACGGAUCCCCCUCGCGACAACCUGUCACGGCCGGACGAAGAUCACCACCGAGUGAUGCGGGCGAACGACAACGUCGAACCAGAGCCCGACACGACAACGGACACACUCGCGAGUGGAGGCCACUAUCGGGAGGCCAUAGCCGUGCUGUCCAUUUCGACACGCCCUCGCAGCGCGCUGCUCCGGGUGCACCCUUGAUCGGACACUCGUUUGUGCACCACUGGGACGAGAUGUCGCCGAUGGAGCGACGGCAACAAUGGACCAAUGAACGGGAUCAGGUGUCGAAUGGUCGGUUGAAUGGUCCCCCGAAUAGUACGUCAACAACAACCACGGAUGCGCCCGGAGAGGCAUCAACUCCCGCAUCUACCAUCUCAAUGUCUGCUCUCUCGCCAUUAGCACCAAUGUACCAGCCACAGGGAGUGUUCAUAGGCGCCACAGACAGACACCCUCUUGGGACGGCGCCAUCUCAUGAUCUGCCGCUCCUGGAGAUUCGGAACCCGCCACCACAGGUGCAAGCUGGCCCGGCCUCGGGAGGCAACGAGAACGCAACCCCCUCCUUGGCUACGCCGCAGGAUCUACCUGGACCCAUCCAGGGCAACAGUAAUCGGUCUUGGUAGCGCCGUGGCCAGGCUCGUGCGAGGCGCGCAUUUCUCAGUCGAAAUGCGUCAAGACGGUAAGUGAAGCGAGACGGGACAAGCGGCAACUACCACGUGGUUGAGAUCUUACCCCGCGAAGGCCAGGGGAUGGACAUGAUCGACCGAGUGGUUGAGGUCAUGGACCUAGACUUUGGUUGGCACUCAGGUGCCGAGUGGACGUCGACAGAAGGGACAUGGGACAGGUUGUGGACGAUGAUACAAGAAUCCGAUUCGCAUGCGAGGGAGGGAUUGAUUUGGCGUUAGCUUUGGCAUCGAGGGCAUCAUGGACUGAUUCAUGGAAAUUGCACCAGGUUAUGGUUUUCUUUUUAGGAGGGAGUGUCAUCUGGCGUUUUCAUGACGUUUGACAAUUUUGGGGGGAAGCGCAGCAGCAGGGCUUGUCUGCCAAUGGCUGUCCUAUUACAAUAGCGGAAUUAGCGAUAAUCUCAUAAAGAAACCCACUUUGUCCCCCCCAU